Messenger RNA from Asterias rubens (European starfish), 766 nucleotides. RefSeq lists its product as uncharacterized. The transcript is spliced from 6 exons. The coding region runs from base 35 to 766 and encodes 243 amino acids. The record is from RefSeq and is a predicted model, not a curated record. Lineage: Eukaryota; Metazoa; Echinodermata; Asteroidea; Forcipulatida; Asteriidae.
AACUUGCGUCUGUGACGUCAUAUAAAAAAGCAAGAUGGCGGACCCACGGCAAGAGCGCCGCCCACGUUUAACGGCAUCGUAUCGUGGCUCUUUGGUCAACCCUGUGUAUAUGAUGGGAAUAUUUCAGCUCAUAAUGGCGUUGAUUAUUGGUGUUGUGGGCAUGCUGGCAUCUUCACGGACGUGUGCCUUCAGUAUAAUGUGGGUGUAUUUCUUUAUUUCUCUUUGGUAUAUUGUGGCAACUUCUGUUGGGCUGUCGCCAACAAGACGAGGAAUGGCAGAAUGCAGUUUAAAAUACAUGAAGAGAACGAUGAAACUCUACAGGUUGAUGUGUACAGCGGGACUCAUGUUCGUACUGGCUAUUAUGAUCAUAGAGCUGAUUGGUCUACUUCAGGAACCAGAGGAAGCUAAGACAAAGGGAUGGAGCUGUGUAACGAUCCAUCUGAUUCUGGUUGGUGUUGGAGUUAUAACUGUACUCGUCACUAUCGGAGGAAUUGUGACGUCAAGCCGAGUCAUUGUAAUCUACACUGCAUUGCAAAGAGAGCAGGAAGGAAGUGUAUCAUUUUCGGUUCAGUCAAACACAAUAUCAGCAAACCUCGGUCAGACAAAUUUUGCUUUGAAUCCGGAACUUAUGGUGCCGCCUGCAUAUUCGCUUGUUGCUGACUUGCCACCUACGUACGAUGACGUCAUGUCAGGGAAGGCUGAUGGAUUAGAACAGGGUGUGAGCGAUACGAGAGAUGACAUAUCAAGAAUACAUAACAAUGGGUGA